Messenger RNA from Lachancea fermentati, 975 nucleotides. Lineage: Eukaryota; Fungi; Ascomycota; Saccharomycetes; Saccharomycetales; Saccharomycetaceae. The record is from the annotation of a GenBank genome assembly.
AUGUUGAAAUUAUGGCGUUUUAAUCACCUAGUGAACCGAUCUUCAGCUGUUCUCGGACUUUCGAAGCGCACCCUAACGCAGAAGCCCCACGAUCCAAAGCAUAUUUUCAGUAGCCCUGCCGCUAAUCCAACGCCAGAUCCCAAGCACUUUUUCACAAACCCCACAUUUCCAUCUCACACACCAGGACUUGAUGAAGAAACUAUAAAUCGCAGCAUUCAAGAUUCAAUAAGACAGCAGCGUCGAAGAAAGACCAAACAAAUAGCCAGUGCAUUGGCAGUGGCAAUGUUUGGAACCAUUUUCGGAUAUUCUAUAUGUUACAAAGUGUGGUACCUACAUGAGGAGUCGUUUAUUCCAUUAUAUCCCGCAUCAAGAACUCGUAAGCUUAGUAGCCGUGAUUUGCAACGUCUCAACGUGAAGGACAUCAAAGACUUAGCAGACUUCAGAGUGCUAGAGAAGCUCUCGAUGCACCCCAUGAUAAAGGAACAAUAUGGAGUACCGCUGCGUACCUCUAAGGGAUCUCCGCCCAAGACUCACGAGUUAACCCUAUGGUGUGAAGAUCAAGACCCUUGUUUGACCGGAAUUCUUGUAAAGCCAUAUGGGAACGGUCGCGACAGCCACACAUGGCACGGGAUCCCUGCGUUUUGCAAAUGGAGAGUUACACAUCGACCCAUUAGUAUUUCCAGUUCUGUGGAGAAAUUUCUCAACUUUUUUGGCUUAGGAACCUCAGACCUCUUUCAGGUAGUCAAUCCUGAUAAAGUCUAUGGGGAAUUCAAAUAUGAAUUCCCAUUGCAUCAUGGGGACGAAGACCACUCAAUGCAUGUCUGGUUUCUAGGAGAAAUGGAGCUAAGUAAAAAUGAUUUAAUUGUUUUCAAAGGCAAGUACCAUGUUGAUGUGAAACUUGAACAGGUAGACCUACUAAGACGAGAAGAUGGUAAGCUUGUUCGAUAUGUCUUGUUCCAUGAAGGCUCAAGAUGA